GAUAGAGAGGGCAAAAUGAGCUAUGAAAUUGUACGUGUGCAGAAAGGUUUCUUAAAGUGUCCUAUUUGUCUGGAAAAUUGGAUAAAUAAGGAGAAUAUUCAACUUUCAUGUCAACACACCUUUUGUUUGGCUUGUUGGAAAAUUGUAUCUAAACUUACUCAUAACUGUCCAGUAUGUAGGGAGCCAUUCAACCCUAAGAAUACGCAACGAUCUAAUUUACUUAGCAAUAAUGUGGUCUCGAAUUUUUCAAAAUGCUCCAAGCAUAAUCGACAGCUUCUACCAGUUAUUAUAUGCGUAAAAUGUAAAAAGAAAGACCUGUGCAGCUUGUGUGUAAGGGAUCAUGCGAAAUGUCCUUUCGAAGAUUUAACUAUUUAUAAUUGUCGUCGGGAAAAGAUUAUGUCAAUGAUAAAAAUUCUAAAGCAACAAGAAGCUAUAAUUUUAAAUAAGGAUAAAAUGGAUACUUUAGAUAAAAUGGAAUCGAAUUUAAGUAAUGAUUUUACUGACCUUGAUUCAAUAUCUGAAAAAUUUCACAGCUUUAUUUCUGUUUUAAGUUGUGAUCAAAAUUUUCCAGCAAAUUUUGCAAUUCAUUUAAAGCAUUGCUAUCUAGAGGAUAAGCUGGUAACGAAAAAUUUUAAACAACAAACAUAUUGCGAUAUCAAAGGUCCGUUUGUAUUAACAUUGAAAGGUUUACUCGAGCUUGAUAGAUCUUCUGGUAAUACUCUUAACUUGAUGAAAGAAGAUGAAGUAAUAUCGAAAAUAUCUUUAAAUCAAGAUAUUGUUAGUUUCGAUAAAACGGAACAUUAUACUUUUGCUAUUCACAGAAACAAAUCUCUAGUUAUGUCAAGCUGUAUGGAAAAUGAUGAAAUCCAAUUUUUCACUCUAUCCAAUGCAGAGAAGGCACUUAAACUAUCCGCCUUUGAAGAUAAGAAUGGAAAUAUUUAUGUUUUAUUGAGAAACAUAAAUAAAACUUAUAGCUAUUUCGUUAAUAAGGAUUUCCAAUGGAAUAUUAAACUAGAAGAUGCAUUAGAUGAUCAAAUUCUUCAAUUUCAGAAUUACAAGAUAAGGCACGCUUGUAUACUUACCAAUGGAAAUGUGAUUUUUAUUACCAAAUCAAGGUUAAUAUCGAUAGAUAAGAAAAAUGUUGAUAAGAAGAAUGAAAGAAGUAUUAAAAUUAACAAAAAUGCAUGCGUAACAGCUGUACCACUUGUGGGUUUUAUUCUUCAUCUAAGUAAUUCCACUAAGAUAAGCUAUUACGAUACCAGUUUAAAACAUUUACAAGAUGUGGAUUUUGGAAUUUCAUUCGAUUUGAUAACAAUAGGCCUUUGUGGAGAGUACCUUAUUGAAUCAUUUGGCUCUAAAAAACAUAAAUUAACUGUUUAUCAAAAAUAA
Molecule: messenger RNA, 1389 nt
Organism: Dimorphilus gyrociliatus
Lineage: Eukaryota; Metazoa; Annelida; Polychaeta; Dinophilidae
Source: the annotation of a GenBank genome assembly